AUGAAUGUCGUCGGAAAAAUUGCCACGCGAUCAAAACCCGACUUUAUAAAAAUAGUUAAUGUUUGCCGGUACAAUAAUUUGACCAAAAGACCUGGAAAUGGAAAUUGUUCUAUGAAUAAUGUUCUUUAUCACAUGAUACUAUCUGUAACCACUCAUUUCCUUUUGAGCCAUAAUGUUUUCGUGCAUAAAGAACCUGUUACGCAGAAACGAUUUUCCGAUUCUAAAUAUCGUCAAUAUUACUGA
This is a messenger RNA of Clunio marinus, 243 nucleotides long. The record is from the annotation of a GenBank genome assembly. NCBI's taxonomy places the organism in Eukaryota, Metazoa, Arthropoda, Insecta, Diptera, Chironomidae.